AUGGAAGGCUUGAUGCCGGUUAAGAAGACCAAUCGGUUCUUAUUCGCAUUGCCUGCACGGGCUCGCCUCAGCCCCUCGCCGGCUACGGGACUGAUCGGGUUGAAGGAGAAUGCCUACAUCGGCGACUUCUUCCAGACCAUGGGCUUCUUGCCCAUCACAAGCGAGAGCUUCAUCCGUAAGGCCAUGGUGAACACCAUGUUCCGCACCAUGCAGGAGCGCGACCCGGAGUUCGCAGGGCCUGAAGCAGGAGGCGUUUUUGGCGGCGGCCAGGGGUGGGGAGAACACGCCUUGGUGCCAGGUGGCGGGGGUGGCGGCCUGGCACGGGCAGAGAAUGCCAUCGAGAACGCGGCGGCGGCUUGCGUGCUGUGGAGCACGGUUGGGGUAGGGUGCUUGAUUCGAGGGCGACCCAAGUCUUCGGUGGAGGGAUACGUCCGCCUUGCUCGGGAGGCGCUGUCAGUCUGCUUCGACGAUGGUACCGCGGAGACGGCUAGGGCAUUCACGGCUAUGGCUCUCUUUCAAGACUUCAUGGGCAACGAGGACAAGUUCAUCAAGUACAUCGACUUCGCCAAGUCGAUCAUCAACGCUCUGCCCCAGGAGAAGGUCCCGGCGGACCUCCUGGACACGCACCUGUUCGUCAAGGCCUGCGACAUGCUGGAGGGGUACAGCCACCGGGUCGACGAGGAGUACAUCAAGGCUGCCAGUGGGACCUUCGAAUCCUGCACGAUGGCUAAGGAGCCGAGGCUCAUCCAUCAGAAGGACUUGUGCCGCUGGCUGCUCAAGGCCGACAUCCGCCUCACAGCCUGUUUCUCGGUGGACAUGCUGGACAAGGGGGCGUUCAACGAUGGCAGCAGAGGCGUCGGAAGGUACGCCCGUUGGGAAGGGGACAGGUGUCCUCCGGGCGAAGACGGAGGAGGACCCCAAGAUGUCGGUGCGACGCGCAACCCGGGUCUUUCCGCGCAACCGCACGUGGUUUACGACGAGGGCAAAGGUGGGUCUUCGCCGAUGACGGGCGCGGGCGCCGCUAGUACCCCUACCUGCUUCAGCCUCAGAAGCUUCGAUCAGUCCACGGAGCCCCCUCCGCCGGGAGAGAUGAGCCUCAAGUUCGCGGCGGAGCUGCUGCCGGAGUGCGACCUGAUGGUCCAUGCCACACAGACGCCCGAGGUGAAGGGUGGGGUUGGCGAGCUGUACUUCCACAGCAUCAUGGCCUACGCCAACGUGCUGCAGGGGCGGCAAUCGUGGGCUCUGGAUGGCCUGUGGCGCUGCGCCGACAUAUUCUUGACUAGCCCCGGGAUUUGCCGCCUGACUGCGUGGACGCACUUGGCGCACUGCACCCUCGCGUGCCUGGUGCUGUCAGGCCGCCACGAAAAGUACGAGAGCCUGCGGCAAGCGUACAACUCCGUGAUGGAUGAACCUAGCGCCGUAAGGGCCCCGCCUGCGGAGGAGUGGACAGGCAUGGAGUGCAUCUGCAAGCACGUGUUCUGCAGCGUUAAUUUUGCUCGGAACUACCUGUGCAUCUGCACGGUCUGCUUGGCCACUUGUUUGCUGUGCUGGUGCCCGCAGCGGGAAAAGUCCCUACGCCUGGCGUUCUAUGCGCGAGGCUUGAGAGCAGCGUUCUCGUCGGCUAAAGAAAAGGAUGCCCUGGCGGAGUCCGUGGACACAGCCUUCACCGCCACAAUCGGGGACGAGUCGAAGCCAUCCCCCCCCCACGUAAGCCGUUCACCGAUGCCCAUGUCAUCCAUCUCGGACGAACCUUGGGCCCGUGGUGCCUUGCACAACAAGCAGCAGCGGGGUAUAUCCACUUCCCCUGCUGCGGAACCCCCUGUUGAAGAGCCCAGGGUGGCGGCGGCGGCGGCCGCGACGGGCGGCAUCACCGGACCCGUCGAAGCCGGUACUGGCGGCGUAGCCGCAGCAGCAGCAGCAGCGGAUCAACCACCAAUGGUGGCGGCUGCGGUGUUAGGGGAAGGGGUGACGUCACCGGGGGCGCCGGCGAAUCGUGUGAAAGAGGAGCAUGUACAGAGGGAGGGGUCUGUCCCAUUGCAACCGGCCCAAGGCAACGUUGCUGCACCUGCCGGUGGUGCUGGUGCCGGUGCUGCCAGUCGAGGAGAAGAAGUGAUCGGUGGGCUCGAGCUGUUGGUUGCCUCCGAGCUCGACGGAACUGAUGACGCCGGCCUCCUUGAUGCCUUCGACGAGCUUCUAGGCGAGGACGUCUUGAACGGCUUCGGACAGGAUGGUGAUAACGACACCGACGUGAUUACGCUUCCGUUUUUCGAGGGCAAGCCUUAGAGGGGGGCGCGGCGGACCGGAGCCGGGGGUUAUCAGGACUUGGUAAUGUAUUUUAUCAGGAUGUGCUACUGCAGUUGGGUGCGCAUGUGCAACGCCCUUUUUGGUUUCGGUCUCGUCACUCGUGUUUGGCUUCCUUGCCUUGUCGCCUUGUGCUUAUGGUCUCGAUUAUGAUUGGUCGUUGUCUUCCUCGUGUCUCGGUUAUUGUCUUCAUAGUGUUCUGCUUGUUGUCUCCCUCGAGUUUUGCUCGCUACCUUGAUCAUAGUGGAUGUUUUGAUCGUGUGUUGCGUGUUGUCUUUAUCGUGUUCAGCGUCUCGUCGAGGAGGCAAGGUAUGCCAGCGGUUGAUGGUAAGCGGUUGAUGCGUAUCCGCGGCGAUCAUCCCCUGUCUCAGGUUCAUUUUCUGUGACUGCAGUGCCCCAGCCGUACAUGAAACAGAAGCGGAGGCUUGGGGUUGCCGCGAGGUAGGCACGUUUGAUCUGGACGUCGUUCGUCUCCGUCCCCAAUUUUCGCUGCUGAGCCCCUUGUACAUAACAAGAGCCUUGCUGGACCGAACGGAUUGUGUCCCUUGCAGUCGGGAUAGAAGGGUUUUGUUGGUCGUUUGCUCACCAUAAAUUGGUUUCGUCGCCAACCAUUUAGUAGAAAGUUUGGAUUUAUCUUUUGUAUAUGAGGGGCCGUAUCGGAGCGUCGGUGUACCGCCAUCGUGUAUCCGUGGGUCGUGGUUGCAGAGGGCGGCUGCGCUAUUUUCUUUGCUGUCGGUGUAUGGGCAUGCAGUCAUCUGCCGCAAGUUUGGCUCGCCCCCCGUGGCAAGUAUUCCCACGGUCCGAGGUCGAAUGAUGCUGUGGCCGCUUGCCACAUGUUUUAUCUUUUAGCGAUGUAAAGACGUUUUUGUAUCAGUUCGACACAGCUGUCUGCGUGCUCCUCCUGUGUCCUACACUACUCUGUGUCUCACGCUCCUGUGUGCACACUGUUGCU
This is a messenger RNA of Ectocarpus sp. CCAP 1310/34, 3253 nucleotides long. The record is from the annotation of a GenBank genome assembly. Lineage: Eukaryota; Phaeophyceae; Ectocarpales; Ectocarpaceae.